Moneuplotes crassus is the source of this 1127-nucleotide messenger RNA. Lineage: Eukaryota; Ciliophora; Spirotrichea; Euplotida; Euplotidae. The record is from the annotation of a GenBank genome assembly.
UUGCUUCUUCUCUAUGAGGCUCCACAAAAAGAUAAAAGCUAUCUAUAUUUUUCUUAAAGUCAUUGGAUUUGCUGAGUCCUUCCAAUAAAUUCUUAAUGUGCUUGUAUUGGGUUUUUUCCUCUAGACUAGAAGAGUACUUGCAAUAGUCAAUUAUGAUAUUUUUAAUAGUACUUCCAUCCAAUGCAUGACCAAAAUCAGGAACUUCUUCGCAUGACAUAGUGCAAACAAUAAACUCGAUACGCUCAAUGUGUCUGUUUGCGGAGAGAAGGGUCAUCAGUGCCCGUUUGUUUAUGUGCAUGCAGUCUAUUUUCAGCCAAUUCUUUACUCUAUGACAGAUACUAAAGACUUGUUUAGGAUAAGUUUCUACUGUAACAGUAUGAUCAUAAGCACCUCAUAAAUCUAACUGAGAAGCUUCUCUUGGAAAUUGGCCUUCUAUAAACCUUCUUCACGCAUCUAUAUUUUUAGGAUGCAUUCUUCUUAGACUUAUCUUAUCUACCUUAUGCAAAGGUAGAGGUCCCAGUCUCUUAAGCAGUCUCAAGUCUUCCUUCUGGUCCAGGUCGAUAUUGAAGUAUAGUCAGUUAGUCUCGUAAGCCAUGGGUCAUGAUUAUCUUCAAGCAAAUCAGUGAAUAGUCUAUCAUCCAGAGACUUUCAUUCUUCUAAAAGUUCCUUCUCGUGAAGCCUAGUCAGAGCUCUUAACUUCUUAUGCUUCUUCUUAGUAACAGGAUUCCAAGCGUAACGUAAAAUUUUAUUGGAGGAUAGGUCAGAAGUGAUGGAUUUGUAGAGGUGGUAUAGUUCAGUUGUUUCUUUGUGGAGAGAUUUUUGGAUAUAGGUUUCUGCUAUAUGGGUGGGGUAGUUGAGGUAGAGUGUUCUUCCUUGGAUUGUUGAGUUUUAGAUUCUUUUUGAAAUCUAAUCUUCCUUAGAAUCAUAAAAAGUUCUUUGGUUCUUCUCUCAUAAUACUCUUGUGUAUACUAUUUUGGGUUAGCCAAGAUAGCUUUUCUUUGUAAUUCAUCUCUUAUACCCUGAACCUCACGCAUCAACACCCACAAAUCUCCCCCCUCCUCUCCUGCCCAACUAUCAACACUCCCUCUAGUCCUCUCUUCUCCUUCCUGCUUCUCUCUCCGUCCAGC